Asparagus officinalis (garden asparagus) is the source of this 672-nucleotide messenger RNA. RefSeq names its product glycine-rich cell wall structural protein 1.8-like. The record is from RefSeq and is a predicted model, not a curated record. The transcript has 2 exons. Bases 1 to 672 code for a protein of 223 amino acids. NCBI's taxonomy places the organism in Eukaryota, Viridiplantae, Streptophyta, Magnoliopsida, Asparagales, Asparagaceae.
AUGGCGGUUGUCAUCACUGAGGGGCUCAACGGGGGCUAUUGGCAUACCGUCGAACAUAUGGCGUGCGAUGGAGGCGAUGGUCGUCAGAGGGCAGCGGGUCUGGACAGCGACGCGUCAGGGGGAUGGAGAGGCCGGCGUGGUGGCUGGACGGAGGCGGGGAAGGUGACAAAGGUGGUGAGGUUCGUGGUCGGGUGCAGCGGCGUUCGAGCUCGUGCAGCACGAGAGAGAGAAGGGGCGGCCGACGAGGCGAGUGGGGGAGGAGAGGUGACGGCGGCGAGAGCUCGUCGGAGCUGGCAGAGGAGGGCGGUCGGAGCUCGGACGAGGCGGCGGACAUGGGGUCGCGAGGGAGAGAGAAACAAGGGUACAGGGGCGGGCGGCAGUGAAAGGCGGUCGCCGGGCGGCGUUCCGCCAGGUGCGGAGGUCGGCGAUGGCGGUUGGGGGGACGGGCCAGGCACGGGACGUGGAUACCGGGAUAGGGCGGCGGUUGUCAGGUUCGGUGCUGGGAAAAGACAAGGAAGGAAGGCAAAGACGCGGACAGAUGUGGGGACAGAGGGCAAGAACAAGAAAGAGGUUUUUCUAGGACAGCAAGCAACAGGCUUAGGGGCCGGCUUUAUAAAAGGGGAGCGCCCCAGCAGAGUAGAGAGCACAUGCAGGGCAGCGCAGGUUCCCUAG